This is a messenger RNA of Colletotrichum graminicola M1.001, 1677 nucleotides long. RefSeq lists its product as uncharacterized. NCBI's taxonomy places the organism in Eukaryota, Fungi, Ascomycota, Sordariomycetes, Glomerellales, Glomerellaceae. Bases 1 to 1677 code for a protein of 558 amino acids. The transcript has 3 exons. The record is from RefSeq and is a predicted model, not a curated record.
AUGCUUUCUUCUACCUUUCGCUUCGUUGCCCUCUUGGGUGUCAGUCUUGGUGCUUCUUUGGUGAGCGCCAUUCCUAAGGCCAACUACCUGAUUGUGAGCCCUCCGGAGACGGUCACAGUCACGACUUGCGGCUACCAAUGCGCCAGCACCGUUACUGUGACAGAGACCUUAACCGAGACAGCCCCGUACUUCUUCACCUGCCAGCCUUCCAGUACCUCUGUGGCAACUGGACCCUUGGGCUCCCUGACGUUGUCCUCCAGCAUCAUCCCGCCUCCGCCCUUCACCCUCAGCAACACAACUUCUCAAGCCUCACAUACACCUACGUCUUGGGCCACUGGUCCUGCUACCAGCUUGACUCCGUCAUCUUCCACCGGAAUCACCAUUGAGACAUCAACCCCUGGAGUCACCGUCUCCUCUCAGCUACCCAGUGUCAAGACUCCCAGCUCGUCAUUUACGUGGUUCGUGAACAGUACCUCCUCGUCCCGCGGCAGCUCCAGUUCAUUCAGCUAUGGCACUGGCACCGCUGGAACAGGCGUUACGAGCGCAAGGCCUUCGCUUUCCACCAGCCUUUGGAGCAAUUCCACAAAGCCCAUCACGCCCACCCUUGGCAUUACCAACACCGUCUCGUCAACCACAGACGAUGUGACGAUCCCCACCAUUCCUAGUAUCAGCAUCCCUCCUCCCCCGGCCACUGUCACUGGACCCAAUGCCACCGCCUCUUCAGGGCCAUCCUACACGGUCACAACAUACACCACCGUAAGGGUCAUCAACACAACCGUCUCUUCCCAGCUCCCGGGCGCCUCUACGCUCUCACUUCCGGCCUCGGUUACGACUGUGAAAACCACUAUGGUUGUCACCAUUACGAACACCAUCCCUCGCAGCACUGGCACUGGAUACUCAUCUACCAGUGGUGGAACCGGAGUAUCCAGCGCGUUCCCCUCGCUCUCGUCGAGUAGUUCCAUCCGCCUCUCCCACUCCCUUAGCUACGGGACAACUUCUACCUCAGCAUGGCUCAACACGACUCUCACCGUCCCUGGGGUCAGUACUGAGACGACUUCCUCCAAAAGGGCACCUACCACAGGCGCAACCUUCAAACCCAGUUCCGAGGUGCCUACCACAGGUGCAACCUUCAGCUCUGGCUCCAAGGUGCCCUGCACAACAGACACAGAGUUGAUGACGGGGUCCUCUGCCACACCAGGAACCACUGUCUCGAGCGCUUUGCCAAGUUUGGUCACCCCCACGACCACAAGCACUUCCACUACCGCCACCGAUGAAUACGAAUUGUCCUCAUCGUCUUCUCCGGAAACAACGGUGGGCAGUGUCAAGCCGUCCCUCGUUUCGAGCAGCGCUUCUGACAUUCCCGGUGCUUACACGUCCGAGUCGUUACCAGGGACAACCGUCUCAGACGUCUUGCCAACCCUUGUCACCCCUUCAAUUUCCAGUAUCACCGAUGCUUACGGAGCCUAUCCGUCCACUUCGGAGGAAUCAACUUCAGAUUCCCCCGGAACCACGGUUGCCAGUGCACUGCCGUCUCUGGUAACGCCGUCCGUAUCCAGCAUGACGCUGAAACCGACCACUUUCGAGACUCGUAAGUCUGAUGAGUCUACUUCAACCACGAUCUCGUACCCUAGCUACGACUAUGGCCACUCUCUUGAGGGAAUGGAUGUAAGGGCUUGA